Messenger RNA from Parathielavia appendiculata, 1408 nucleotides. RefSeq lists its product as uncharacterized. Lineage: Eukaryota; Fungi; Ascomycota; Sordariomycetes; Sordariales; Chaetomiaceae. The transcript is spliced from 2 exons. The coding region runs from base 107 to 1297 and encodes 396 amino acids. The record is from RefSeq and is a predicted model, not a curated record.
CGACUCCAGAGAAUGCGCACCCGCAGAACCUCGAGUCGCAGUCAGAAGAGUUCGAAACGAAGGUCGGGGCGUAAGUAGUCGAUCAAUACAUCGACCAACUUGAUCAAUGAAGCCAGCACAAACAUUUUUGUCUCUGUUGACUGCCGCCGCCGUCAGUGUCGGGUUUGCAUCCGUGCAGUUGAUCGCUUCAAGGACGGCAGCAGUGCGUUUCCAGCCUCUUCUCGACAUCGUCCGGCGAAGCGUCCUCCAUUGUAGCCGGAGCAGCAGUACCACCCGGUCCCGAUCAUCAUUUUCCACGAGGAAGAACGAUGACGGUGACGGUGACGACAGCACCACCACACGGCGGACAUCGCAAACCCGAACGCACCCGUCAACAUACCCGAUCAAAACCACAAAAAGGACCACGCGUCGAAGGACCAGCAUAACUUCAGCCGCAACCGCAACUGCCUCCUCCACACUUUCCGAAUCCCAAUCUCGAUCCCCAUCCGAAACGGCGCCAUCAGCCGACGAAAACAAACCCAGCGGCCUCUCCGCAGGCGCAGCAGCGGGCAUCGCCGCUGGAGCAGUAGCGUUCGUCGCCAUCAUAGCCGCCGCCGCCUUCCUCCUCUGGCGCAGACGACAAGGUGGGAUUCGCGGCGCAGUGGUCACGGCCGACUAUCCCCAGGGCAUGUCUUCCAUGUCGGACGCGGAACCGAAAAUGCCCCCGCCUGCCGCUGGUGAGGACGGCCCGAACGAAAUAAACCCCGAAACCGAAAGCAGGGAUGUCGUGGAGGAAAGGCGACCAAGUAGCAUGACCGCCGCUCCGAGCGAGACACGGUACAAGAUCCCGCCGGCGGGCACGCUGCCUGGCGAGCCAGGGGUUGAACACUCUGGGAAGGAAUAUCCCCAGCAACAACAACAAUGGCUACAAGAAGGUAAUCUAGGCGAAGCACGGCCCGUCAGCGCGUUCGGGACAUAUCCUCUCUCGCCAGGGCAGCCGGUGUUGCCCGUGUCGCCCAUGACACCCUACCGCCCGGAGAGCAGCAUCCUAAUGGCAGGGCAGCGGCCAACAUCGCUGCAGUCGCGGGCCCCGUCGUACCACCCUGACAUGUGCAGCAGCCCGGAGCUGCCUGCGUACAUGAUCCCUGGCGGCAACAAGUCGCGGGCCAUCAGCUUCUCGAGUGUAGCGCACUUUGGCGGCGGAUGGUCGCAGGUCGCCGAGCUUGUUGGGUCGCCGCCGCGGCGCUCGAUGCCUUCGAUGAUGGUGGUUGUUGAAGGGGGGUCGCCUACACGACGCAGCCAUGUGGAGCUGCCGUGACGAUUUGGAUGUAUUUGUUGAGCGGUGUGUUGCUGUACACGCGGGUAGAAAGGGCUCGAGACACCCUAGAACAGAUUAACUGACUGCUUUUGCGUUUCCAUUCCCACUGAA